This is a messenger RNA of Marchantia polymorpha subsp. ruderalis, 1942 nucleotides long. NCBI's taxonomy places the organism in Eukaryota, Viridiplantae, Streptophyta, Marchantiopsida, Marchantiales, Marchantiaceae. The record is from the annotation of a GenBank genome assembly.
GCGCACUGAACCGGCCCUUUAGUUUAAGGGAGGAGAGCAGUCGAUCGCAAUCGACUGUAUUCAGUCACAGCUUCUCGAGGUCUUCUCACUCGGAAAGCUAAACUUUGAAAAGGGUAGAUCUCUGAUUUUUGAGAUCGCAGAGUCUCGGCAGAGGAGGUUGUCUGGACUGUAUGCCCUGUCCUGCCAACACUCGUUUGGCACAGACAGAUACAUCCCGAUUCGAAAGUUUCACAGAUAGUAGCAUAUAGUUCUAGUUUAUGGAGGGACAUUCCUCGAGAGACGCGCGAAUUUCCGGAGUACAUGAGCAAUUCAGUCGAUGGAAGCGGUCCUCCACACACCGAAAGAACAGAGCUCAAGAGUUCAAAACAGGGAGACCAUGAUCGCGCGUGGUGUCUUUGUUGAAACCAAUUGAAGCAGAGCAAUUCGUAACUUUCGAAUCGGAGAAUACCUAGCUGUGUGACCAAUCUCAUACAGUUUCUUCAAAAUGGGUGACUGGCGUUCGAUGUUGAAGUCGCAAGUACGAGAAGCCAACAUCAAACGGAUAAAAGAAGUUAUGGAGAAGUAUGUACCAUCAGACGGGCUCGAAGCUGCCCUGUUGAGAUUCUCCAAGAACUUUGAGGAGGAUUGUUGGAAGAAGGCAAAAGAUUUGGCGGAGUAUAACAAGAAAAUCAAAAUGGAAAUAGAAAGUAUAGAGAAGUAUGAUAAACUUUGUGAGGAUAAUCCAUUUACAUCGAGGCAAUAUGAAGGUUUUCUUGGAGCCAUUAAAAUGAAAUACACCUCUAAGACAGUGGCUGCUCCAGAAUCCGGAAGAAAGAGGGAUCCUGACGAGAUCACUCUCGAACAAUCAGCCAAAACAGUUCUCAAACGGAAAUCGUCAUUAAAAGCAGCGGUUUCAACACUUCUUCUCAGCAGCGCCCUCAAAACUGGGAAGAGUAGCCGUUUGGCGAUAAAACAUGCCGCUUCCGCUCUCCUGCACAAAAUCGGGUCCGGAGAGAUGCAACAAACUGCGAGUGGACAUCCGAACACUCCAGACGUAACUUUAUCUAGCAAACUCUCUGAAUCUCCAAGCAGCUCGACUGCUGCGCAGGCCCAUGCUCGUCAUCUGAUUCAGAAAAAAAACAAAACUCCUUUAGCUCAGAAAAUUAAUAUGCAUAUGAUGGCAUCGGGCCAAGGAGGACCAAAUCAGGCACCCGUAACCUGCUGAACUCUCAAAUCAGAGAUUCUGGGAACCUGAAAGAUCAAUAUACAUAGAAGAUGAAGUUGCAGCAAUACUCUACGUUCAUGUUGAUGAUCGACAUGAACAUGAACGACAUGAAACGUAGAGCUGAAUCCAGCAUCUCUCUCGAUCAUCUCUACUCCACAGAAUCCUAGAGUAGAGAUAUAUAAUUUAUGUAAAACUAAAAAGAUAUAUGGGCUUAUACAUAGCAAACGUGAAGUGCUUCUCAUGUACCAGGAAAUUACAACCCGGUUAUAAAUCAACAAAAAUCAUCUAAAGUUUCCAAAGAGAAUAUUCUUUUGUACUUUUAAGUGUUGGUAUUCUUACAAUAUCAUUCUUACGUGGAUUUUAGAGACAUCUGUACUCAUAUUGUAAACAAUAGUUAAGGUAGCUGGCUGCAAUAUAUUCCAUGCCUUCUCAUGAAAGAAAGGGGCCAACUGGAUAGUAGAAAAUGAUAAUUACACAUCUUUCCUAGACAAGGAAUAAUACAGGUGUAGGCCCCGUGGUAUCCUGAUUAGAAACAAUUUAUACGGAGAUUACAACAUCCAAUACUAGGACUCGACUUGUAGGUUGGGUGUUUCCAUGUUAAUGCGGAGAAUGGGGAGUAGAGGCGCGCGAGGGAGACACGAUGCGAAAAGCUUGAAGAAUGUUUGGGGCCAGGAGUAACUUUUCAUCUGUUCAGAUUGCACUUUGCUCAUUUUGAAUAAAGAAUGUAUUUCUUUGGUU